GCCUCACUUCCGUUAGGAGUAGCGCGCGCUGGGGAAUGGAACGUUGUGCUGGUCGCGCUCAGUUCGGUGGUGCUGCUGCUGCGCAGAGAGGAGGCGCGGGAAGGGACGGUCGCUCCUGCUGCUGGUUAGUGCGGGGACCCUGGCUCCCAGCUUCUGAUGCUUCUGCGCCAGGCCACCAUGCACAGGAGACAUCUCCAGGAAAUCCCAGCUUCAGACAGCAAUGUUUCCACAAGCUUCACAUGGUCGUGGGACCCCACCAAGACAUCAGAGCUACUCUCGGGCAUGGGAGUGUCUGUCCUUAAGAAAGAGAAGCUGGGCAGCGAGAACACCCCUCAGGAGCUGCUAGUGUCUCUUUAUCCUCCUCAGAAACGACAGAAAGUGAAAGAGAAGGACAAGGACUUUGUGAUUGCACGCAGGCCUAGGCUGCUCCGAGAGACAGAGUCAGGUAUUUCUUGGGAUGCACUACCAGAUGAAUUACUAUUAGGGAUCUUGGCAUACUUACCCCUAAUUGACCUGCUAAAAGUUUCCCAGAUUUGCAAGAGGUGGCAAUGCCUAGCGUUUGAUGAAUCGCUCUGGCAGACCCUUGAUCUGACUGGUAAAAAUCUGCUGCCAGGAGUGAUUGGGCAGUUGCUCCCUGUGGGUGUAACUGUAUUCCGUUGUCCAAGAUCCUGUAUUGGGAAACCAUUGUUUAAAAACAACCGACCUCUUAGAGUGAAACAUAUGGACUUAUCCAACUGCACAAUAAGUGUUGCAGAUCUCCAUACUAUUCUUUGUCGUUGUGAUAGACUACAGAACCUCAGCUUGGAAGGACUGGUGCUUUCUGAUGAUAUAAUUAGAAGCAUCGCUCAGAAUUCCAGUUUGGUGCGAUUAAAUCUCUCUGGAUGUUCUGAAUUUUCUGCAGAAGCAUUGAUGAUGAUGUUGAUCAGCUGUUCUGGAUUGGAAGAGUUGAACUUGUCCUGGUGUGACUUCACAGCUGAUCACAUUAAAGCAGCAGUCAACCACAUUCCUACAAAUGUAACUCAACUAAAUUUUAGCGGAUACAGACAAAAUCUACAGAUACCAGAUAUUAAGACAUUGGUGACAAGAUGCCCUUAUCUCGUCCAGUUAGAUUUAAGUGACAGUGCAAUGUUGAAGCCUGAAUGUUUUCAAUAUUUUCAUCAGCUCAUCUACCUGCAGCAUUUGUCUCUUAGUAGAUGUUAUCAGAUAUCUCCUGCUGACUUACUGGGACCCCUGCCUCAUUGAGUGCACAGCCUGGAUGAUACUCUGAGCAACUAAUCACUAUUUUGUUUUUUUCUUGCUGUGGCUCUAUGCCUUACUUAUUGCACACCAUUCAAAAAGACUCUGAAUAUAAAAUUCAUUUCCUUAUAGGCUUUUCUAUGAUGUUCAUUACUACAGUAUCUGAAUGCUUCACAAACGUUAAUGAAUUGAUUUGCACAAAACCUCUGAGAUCUGAGGGUAUUAUCCCCAUUUUACAGAUGGACAACUCAGGCAUAGAGAGACAGAUUUAAAGAUAUUUAGCUGUCGAACACUCAUUGAAAAUUUAACUGGGCACCUAAAUAUCUUUAAAAAUCUGUCCCCAAAAAAUUAAGGUCAGAAGUGUCCACUAAUGCGUGUUGGAUUUGAGACACCUAAGACCUGAUUAUUAUUUUUUCUUCAGAGUAGUUAGCAUUAUAUAUCUUUUUACAGUCAUAUACAGUCAUGGUCAAAUUACAGCUCUCAUUGACUUGGUUACAGUUGUGAGUACAUAGCAUUUUUGCAAAGCAGACAACAGUCUCACAUUGGGCACUUAGAAAAUGACACACCGGUGGCCACCUGUGAAAAGUUUGGUUUAAGUGACUUACUCAGCAUCUCAUAGUAACUCUGUUGCAGAGGCAGAGAUAGAAUCCAGUUCUCCAGGGCAGCAUUCAACUGCCUUAACCACGAGACCAUCUUUUCUCUUCUUGCAAUACCCUUCCUCAUUUGCUACACACCUUCAAAAACUUCUGAAGCCACAGCCUCAUUCACUACUCAGCCCUGAUUCAUCCCUCACACCAGGACCAUCCUGUGAACUGAACGGGGCAAGUGUCGUGGAGAAUAGUAGUAUGCAGUCAUCUAAUUAAAGACUGUCAAUGCAUGAAUUAAAGUUGCACAGGCAACCUUAACUUUGGCAUUUCCUAACUUUUGAGUGCUUGAUUUUGCAACCUGAACAUCUUUUAACUUAAACAAAAAACUAAUACAAAAUUAUGGUUGUGUCAAACUGACCAAAAACAAAGAAAGAGGGCCAGAUCCUCAGCUCCUAUAAAUCAGCAUGGUUCUGACAUCAGUGGAAUUAUGCUAGUUCCAUUUACACCUGCUGAGGAUCUGCCCCUAAAGUUUAAAGUUAAUGACAGGUGAAACUUCUUGUUUUUCCCUCUUGUUGCUCUUUAACUCUAACAUUUUGGGUUUUAGUUCAAAUAUAUGAUGUGCCACAUUGGUGUUCUUAAUAAAUAUCAAAGGAAGUUAUGCUAUGUUAAAACUCCAUUUUAAGUCAGAAUCUGUGUAGGCUAGCACAGCUUUGCUGUGUGACCUCGGGCAAAUCAAUUAGUUGUACUUCCCCGUCUGUAAAAUGGGAACAUCUGUCUCAUGGUGGUCCAUGAGGAUUUUUAGCAAAUGGAGCAGUUUAUAAAGGUGCCAAGUGCAGUUUGGCAUCUUACUCUUAUUGACUUUCAGUAGGAGUUAGGUGCCUGUCAUUUAAAAAUCUCCUCCAAAGACGUAUUGAUAUUCUCUGGUGGAAGAUGUUAUAGAAGUGCAAAGAACUUUUGAACAUAACAUUACACUGAUCUGAGAUUCCUUCAGUACUUAUGUGUAAUGGAGAGACUUAAGGAUGACUGGUGAAAUCUUUUACUCUUUCAAAAAGAAAAGGAGUACUUGUGGCACCUUAGAGACUAACGGCUGCUACUCUGAAACCUGUCACUUUACUCCUUGUUUGUUACUGGGUCAGCUAUGUCAAUGUUAGUCACUUUUCUCAGUAGUAGCGAGAAGGGAGUAAGUAUGUGAAAGCUUAUCACAGACUAAUAGCUCUGUAAAUAUUUACAUACUCUUUAAAGGGAUAUUAGGUAGCUGCUCUGAAAGAAUUUUAAAACUCCGAUAAUUUGCUCAGUAGUACAGAGGUACUGCAGCCUCUGAUGUCUAUGAAGGGGCUGUUGAAGUAUAAUAUCCUUAAGGAAAUGAUUCAUUAAGCCAUUUCUAUUUUCUAAACAAGAUAGAUUCCCUUACCUAGGCUCCACAAAAAAUUGUGAAAAACAAUAUUUAGUAAAACAAAGCAUUAAAUGGUUGGAUGCAUAAGAAAUCCAAAUCUGUUACUUUAAUGAUAGUAUAAAACUCGUUGAAACAAUUUAUGUACAAUAAAAUUGUUUGUCAGAGUUUAAAAAAAGAACUUGCAACGGAACUAUAUUGAUUCCUAAACCUAGACUGUUAAAAUAGGAAUUGGAAGACCUUUAACACUGGAAUAGUGAUGCGGCUAUGGGAUAGCUCUGUAGUGUUUGUUCCUUCUGAUGAAUCCAUCUGUCCCUGACUGUACUUGCAAAUACACAUUUAAAUGAUAGCUGGACAAACACAAGGAACUUGGUCUGUAUGACCAGUUCAAACAUCACCACAAAUUCCAUUCUGCUGAUUCCUUGUCCAGACUGUAAUCUCAGCCCGGUUACUGCCACUACCACCUUAUCUGGCCUGUUACCAUAACCCUUCAAUCCAUUCAAAACGCCACCACAAAAGUCACAAACCUUGGCCACUCCAGAGUCUGUUCACUGGUUAUUUCUUGCCCUGUGUUAUCAGGGUUAAGCUCCUUACCCUCUCCACCCUGAGCAUUUUGAUUCUUGUCUACCUCUGUUCUCGCUUGUAAAGGACUUAGCACACCAUUGAUGAUGAUAGAAUAUUCCAUACAGUGAAGAAUAGGUAAUUAGCUAAGAUUAUUAAAAGUAUUUCUAAGGAGACGACUGAUGUGUAGGAUUUACCAUCUGGGCACAAUUUGCUCCACUUAUUCUGAAUGUUGAUUUUAAUAGUCUGUUGCUAUUGCAGACACUAAAUAAACAAACCAACCAUGUCCUGCAAUAACCUAGCAUGUGUGAGGCUCAUUAGUUAUGAAUAAAGUUACUUACAUUUCACUGCAUUUAAAUUCCUAUUUCUCUAUUCAGGCUGGCUUGGCAAUUGAACUUCUUACUGAAUGACCAGAAUAGAGCAUAAAGUUUCAAUUAAGUAUAUUUAAAAUCAGAUUUUUUAGAUAGGAGCAAACAUUUAUCCAAAAACUAUUUUCCAGACUUUCAUGAAAAAAAUAGCAUGCAGUUUGGGUAAAAGGUUUAAGCCAUUUUUGCAGCUCAUUGAUCUGCUUGUUUUGUUUCUCUCCUUCUAGUGAGCUUGGUGAACUUCCCACAUUAAAGACUCUUCAAGCUUUUGGAAUAGUGACUGACAAUUCCCUACAGCUCCUAAAAGAAACACUUCCCCACAUAAAGAUCAAUUGUUCACAUUUUACAACCAUUGCACGGCCAACUGUUGGUAGCAAAAAGAACCAGGAGAUCUGGGGCAUCAAAUGCAGACUGACACUGAGAAAUCCUAGUGGUUUGUGAUGCAGAGUUUGCUGGAUAUUUUCUUUUGUUGGCACCAAGUGUGGUGUGCUUCAUCAAGAAACCCAAACACUGGAGCAUCACUCUAGCUCUUCUUGUAAAAAGUGUUUUAAUGUGGUCUUAUGCUAUAAUUUACUUUCAUAAGUAUAUUUUUAUAUUGUCCUUCUCUUACUGCCUUCAGAAAUGUGUCCCGAAAUCUAAUCAGGUAUGAGUAAUUGUAGGCAUUUUAAGUCAAUCUUGCUUUUAGAAAGAUGUUUGCAAAAGCCAAGUGACUAUUGCAAUUGUGCUAAACAUGAUUAAGUUAGAAAGUUUGGUAAAUAUUGCAGCUGUUCUAGUUAUUUGGCAAUGUGCUUAAUUCUGCAGUCUGUGAUAUUGCUUUAUUUGAACUGUGAGAGUCCAAAGAUGCUUCUGUAAUAUUUUUCUAAAUACAUAGCUUUGAGUAAAGCCCUUGCAAAGUAGAGUGAUGUUCGGUCAUUAAGGAACUGUUUUACUUCAUUACAACUCAGUACGAUCCUGACUGUUUCAGAGUUUAGAGCUCAGAAUGAGUAAGGGCAUUAAGUCUAUUUAGACUCUUAACUGAACAGGAUGGAAUAUUUGGUGCUAUCUACUUUUUGGAGGGACCGGGAAGGAACCAUGGCUUUGGACACUAAAUUCACUGAAACUUAAUGCAAUAGGAGCCGUGGGAAGGGAGAUCCACACAAAAGGAGCUAUGAGGAAGCUGAAUCGGACACUAGUUAUAAGGCAGCAGAACAGAGCUACAGUGCAUUUUUUCCCAUCAAUUACAGAAGUGACCCUCACUGGUUCAAAAUGACUGUGCUGAGUAGUUUAAAACUUGAAACCCCUUUGCAAGUUUUUGAAACCAAGAUCUCACCCGUCAGGGUGAAGUUUUCAUUGGGUAUUGUCUGACUUACAUUCCAGUUCUGUGCUACUUAAUCAGUAUUUAACUUCUUCUGAUUUGUGAUUUCCACAGUUUCUAAAGAUGCAUUAUUAAUGCAAGAAUCUCUUCAUAGGUAAGCUUAGAAUGAUGUUUCUUUUUAUAUAGCCCUGUAUUCACAUCCCUUCAUUGAGACACUGGAGGGCUAAGGAGCAGUAAAGAGGGAAAUACACAGAACUCCAGAGCUCUUCAGGGCAAGGAGAGGAAGGGAUUGCUGGGAUCUAAUGGGUGUCAAGCACUCCACAGUACAGAAGCAGCAGUCUUGUGUGGAGUGCUUGACACCCAUAUAUAGCUAUAGCAAAGGGAGAGAUAAGGGAGUAUGUGGGGACCUAAGUUCUACAAUGCAGAAAAUGUGGCAAACCUUAAGUUCCUGUAUUUUAAAGAAACCCACCAAAAACUUAGCAACUUUGAUGGUAGUUCAACAAAGAAAAAUAUGAAAGUAUAGAAAUGAACAACUAGAUAACUAUUCGAGCCCAUAAGAAGGGAAAGGAUAGAUAUGUGGCUAAGGCACAGGUGUAAGCCUUAGAUCUGCUUCUUUGUGCCUCCGUUCACCAUCUGUAAAAUGGAUGUAGUACAUCCCUACGUUUGAGGUGCUGAGAAUAAGUUUAUUCAUGACUGAGGUGGCUAGACAGAAAGGUGCUCAGGCCAUAAGAUUACCUUCAGAAAAAAUGUAUGUACAGUAGAAGCUCAGUUACAAACUGACUGGUCAACUACACACCUCAUUUGGAACUGCAAGUACACAAUCAGGCAGCAGCAGAGAUGGGAAGAAGAAAAAAAGUACAGUAGUGUGUUAAACAACAAACUACUAAAAUAAAGAGGGAAAGUUUUUAAAAAAGAUUUGAAGUAAGGAAACCUGUGCUUCUAAUUUAAAUUAAAAUGGUUAAAAGUAGCAUUUUUUUUCUUCUGCAUAAUGACGUUUCAAACCUGUAUUAAGUCAAUGUUCAGUUGUAAACUUUUGAAAGAACCACCAUAACGUUUUGUUUAAAGUUAUGAACAUUUCAGAGUUACGAACAACCUCUAUUCCCAAGAUGUUCGUAACUGAGAUUCUACUGUACAACCAUAAAGUAAAAAGAAAAGGAGUACUUGUGGCACCUUAGAGACUAAAAUUUAUUUGAGCAUAAGCUUUCGUGAGCUACAGCUCACUUCAUCGGAUGCAUCCGCUUUACUGUUGUUAGACCAUAACAGUGUGGGGUAGUGUUGGCACUAUUACUUCCAGUCAAACUAUUUCGCCCACUUGACAUCUUGCUUUGAGUUUACUGAGGACAGCCAAGUUACAUAUCUAAGCAGCCCGACAUUUUUGAAAUACCUGCCUGAGUAAGGUCUUCAUAGCAUGGGAUCCUAAAGACUUAAUUUAUAAUUAUAAAGAUAAAGGCAUUAAGGGGUGAAGUGUUCUCUGCAUAACUUCAUACAUUUAAAAAAAAAACUCUUAGGUUCAGCACAGUUGCAUGUGUUUCAUAGUUUAGGAAACUACAACAAAACUAAAAUUGAUAAGUAGUAAAUCUAGAUCAAGUAAAAGUCUUUAAGCUUGGAAUACAGAAGAGUAUUAUAACUUGUAUUUCUCUCCAUAAAUAUUGUACUAGCAAAAGCUACAGCAUUUCACUGUUGUACUCCAAUAAACUAAUUUUUAAAAAAUCAA
This is a messenger RNA of Chelonia mydas (Green sea turtle), 7147 nucleotides long. It is a transcript of the gene SKP2, whose product is annotated as S-phase kinase associated protein 2. The transcript is spliced from 10 exons. Gene Ontology annotation, biological process: SCF-dependent proteasomal ubiquitin-dependent protein catabolic process. Lineage: Eukaryota; Metazoa; Chordata; Testudines; Cheloniidae. The coding region runs from base 157 to 1242 and encodes 361 amino acids. The record is from RefSeq and is a predicted model, not a curated record. Gene Ontology annotation, cellular component: SCF ubiquitin ligase complex. Gene Ontology annotation, molecular function: protein binding.